ACGAAUUUUUCGGUGCUCUACGUAUUUGGGAACUAGCUACCGAACGAUAUCGAGAAAACCUGGGAAGGAAAAUCAGCAACCAAUCAGAGAACUGAUUCAUAAAUUUGGCGCGAUUUGCAGAGAAUCCUUCGCGGCAGAACUGACCUGAAGACUCUUGAAAGUAGAUUGGGAGGUGAAGAGUUUGACAAUUUUCCUAGAAUUUUCCUAGAAUCUUAUGAAGCAAUCGCAGUAUUAAGAAUUUGAUGAACUGAUCGUUUGAAGACCAUUCAGGGAAAUAAAAAAAGAUGGUAACAAUACCAGAAUGCGAGGGACUAGUCGAACCUCUUCUUCGCGUUCUCGAAGACAACAUGGCGGCUGGUGAUGAUCAAGUCGACGCGUAUCUCAGAAUGACCGACCGAUUAAGAGAGGAAGAGGAUGUAUUUGUAAAUGAACUCCUAAAUUUUCUUACAAGGGUUGUCGUAGUCCUAAAGAGAGAUAUUCAGUCUGAUAAGUCAGAUCUCUGCCAAGCAUCUUUACAGACUCUUGGGCAUUGUCUGUAUCAAGAGCAGAUAGCUAGUUCAAUUUGUCUCUCAGAUGGUCAGGACCUCCUUCAAGGUAAGAUGUUUCUUGUCUUUUACUUGCUUAAGAAUUCUUAACUUCAAAAUUAAAAG
Orbicella faveolata is the source of this 650-nucleotide messenger RNA. RefSeq names its product telomere-associated protein RIF1-like. The record is from RefSeq and is a predicted model, not a curated record. Gene Ontology annotation, cellular component: chromosome, telomeric repeat region; nucleus. Gene Ontology annotation, biological process: telomere maintenance. NCBI's taxonomy places the organism in Eukaryota, Metazoa, Cnidaria, Anthozoa, Scleractinia, Merulinidae.